CCGCAGGUUUGCAGCCCGCAGUUGCACGUGUGAGCGGGAGCGCCGCCGCAGCUGGGUCGACCUGACCACCCACCCACCCCUUUUUUUCCUCCCUCUUUUGCCCGCUGGAGACACCCACCCACCCAGCCAGCCAGCCAUGGGCGACCCCCGGGACGUGCGGGUGGGGGAUGUCAACUCCAACCUGCUGAUCGGCUGCAGCACCGGGGACGCCCAGCUGGACCGGGCGGUGGGGCAGUGGCUGAGCUGGGACAAGAACCCUAAGACCAAAGAGCAGAUCGAAAGCCUGUUACGGAAUGGGAAGAAUAAGGAGCUACGGGACCGUCUCUGCCGCCGGCUGACCUUUGGGACCGCCGGCCUGCGCUCCGCCAUGGGGGCCGGCUUCUGCUACAUCAACGAUCUUACCGUGAUCCAGUCCACCCAGAGUCUCAGCAUCUUUUUUACAUCGUGGUGACCAAAACUGGAUGCAGGAUUCCGAGUGUGGCCUUACCAAGGCCUUGAAGAGUGGUAUUAAUACUUCACGUGAUCUUUUUCGUUUUUCUUGCAAAGUGAUCCAGGGAUCAGUAGCUUCAGAUAGUAGCUGAUUCCAGAGCCUCAGCGUAGGAGACCUUGGGCCAGGCCAGACAUCCUGUAAACAAGACUGACUCCUUAUCGUUUAAAAGAAAAAUACUUUAUAUUUUCACUGUGUAUGCUGCCCAGAGUCAACUUGUGUGAGAUAGCUGGCUAUCUAAAUUUGAGAAAUAACAAUGAAAACCAAACCCCCAUUGACAGACGUUAUUCCCCUUCUCGACAAGCUGGGCCUAGCUAGCAAAUUUUCCAUAGAAAGAUAGCUGAGGAACAAAACAAGACAGUGGAGCAAGGGCAGAUUCUCCCUUUGAUCCCUCAUUCUGGCUGAGGAUAAUUCAGCAGGGAGGAAUCAAAUAUUUAUUAAACUACUGAAUCAUCUAUAGCAAUAGAUGAAAGAAAAGCAACAAAGAGGAUCAGGGGACUGGAGGCUGAAACAUAUAAGGAAC
This is a messenger RNA of Crotalus tigris (Tiger rattlesnake), 1010 nucleotides long. It is a transcript of the gene PGM2L1, whose product is annotated as phosphoglucomutase 2 like 1. The coding region runs from base 137 to 451 and encodes 104 amino acids. Lineage: Eukaryota; Metazoa; Chordata; Lepidosauria; Squamata; Viperidae. The record is from RefSeq and is a predicted model, not a curated record. The transcript is spliced from 3 exons. Gene Ontology annotation, molecular function: glucose-1,6-bisphosphate synthase activity.